AUGAGUUCUCGAAUUUGUUCGGUGGUAUUGAGAGGAUUAAGAACACAUAAGUCCAGUUACAUAUGGAUGCUGACGUUACACCCAAUCAGCAAAAACAUCGUCGCAUCAUUCCACAUCCAAAAGUACGUUGAAAAGGAACUCCAGCGUUUAGAAGAUCUUGAUAUCAUUGAGCAAGUUGAUGGUUCGACAACAUGGGUCAGCCCAAUCGUUGCACCCACCAAAACUGGAGAGAUCCGAUUAUGUGUGGACAUGCGUGAAGCGAAUAAAGCAGUACAAAGAGAAAAACACCCUAUUCCAACUGUCGACGAGUUAAUCACAUACUUCAACGGUGCCACAGUGUUUUGCACCAUAGAUCUAGUCUCAGUUUACCACCAAUUGGAGUUACUCCCUGAAUCCCGCCAUUUCACAACCUUUACCACUCAAGUUGGACUUCGCCGUUACAAGUGA
This is a messenger RNA of Paramuricea clavata, 447 nucleotides long. NCBI's taxonomy places the organism in Eukaryota, Metazoa, Cnidaria, Anthozoa, Malacalcyonacea, Plexauridae. The record is from the annotation of a GenBank genome assembly.